This is a messenger RNA of Arabis nemorensis, 537 nucleotides long. The record is from the annotation of a GenBank genome assembly. Lineage: Eukaryota; Viridiplantae; Streptophyta; Magnoliopsida; Brassicales; Brassicaceae.
AUGGCUUCGCAACCAAAUUCUUAUGCGGUUCCAGAAAUAGUUACCGGAUAUCCAGUACAGCCGUCCUCCUCCUCCUCCGCUCUUCGUCGGUUGGUGUCACGACCGAUAGUGACUUAUCCGGCAUCUAAUGAUCGUGAACCAACUAACGCGGAGGAUUUGGCUCAAAUUACACCCUGUUUCGGCGGCUUCUUCACCGUGAUCGCCACUUACUUCAUCUUCUUGCUCGUCGUUGACAAAACUCUCCCCCACGCUAAAUUCUCUAUCCAAUCCAUCAACGUUUCUCCAACCUCCUCCGUGGCCACGUGGCACGUCGACUUCCUCGUGAAAAACCCGUCCUCGAGAUAUUCUAUAUACUACGACGGCGAUGAUGCUUCCGUGAGGCUCGGUCCUCUAAACGCCGCCGUUUUAAACGUUUCUCAUAGACUUGAGUCUAGAGAUGUCACGGCUUUAUCGUUGGCCUUUGUUGCGGAGGGUGGUAAUCGAAGCGACUUCGUUUCGGGUGAUCUUGACGUCAAACUCGGAGGAAUGCAUAAUUAA